Molecule: messenger RNA, 705 nt
Organism: Rangifer tarandus platyrhynchus (Svalbard reindeer)
Lineage: Eukaryota; Metazoa; Chordata; Mammalia; Artiodactyla; Cervidae
Source: the annotation of a GenBank genome assembly
AUGACCGGGAGCUGGGUGGUCCCGAGGAUGCGAGUACGGAGUUCCUCCGCUGCAGACCCGGGGCAGGAAGCUCUCAGACGAUCCUACAGACAGACCCGCACAGCCGUCGACUCCCUCCGGGGCCCCGUGGGGAACAGUCCCUCCGCCCGGCGCGGCGGUGCGGAAGGCGCAGACUCACCGGUGCGGCGGCGGUUCCAGCUUGGUCUCCGUCGGGCGGCCGGGGGCUGGGGGGCUCCACGAUCCCGCCCCCCUCCCCUAGGCUGCCUGCUUAGGGUGCCGCGAGCCCGGGGCUGGGGGAUCAGGGGAGGCUCGGUCGAAGGAGCACGGUGGCAGAGAGCGCGCCGCCAGCUCUCGGACUCGGAUGGGGACGCAGGAAGCGCGGCCCCCGAGCGGCGGCGUGCGGGAGGGAGGGACCGAGAGAGGCGGAGGGCGGUGCCGGCCCCGAGUGGCCUCCGGCCCCGGGAGGCACCGCCCACCAGUCGACCCUCCCCCUCGGCCCUCCGGGCCACCUGGAGCCCCAGGGCACCGAGCCCCAGCUGCGAAGCGAAGACACCCACUCCCCGGAUCGGCUGGGGGAGUGCGGGCCGGGGGAGUUGGACCCCACGAAGUUGGCUGACGCGGGAUGUGGGGGAGAGAGCAGCCUGCGCCUGCCCCCCCGGGCACAGUUCCUGUGGCGCCGGGUGGGAAGGGCGUGUCGGCCGGUAG